CUCUCUUCCUCCUCCUCUUUUCCCCUCUUUCUGGGAUUGGAGGUAAUUGCAAUUUACAGUCCUCAAGUUCCAACUCCAAUUUAUUUCAUGCUCCAACUCAAACUGGGACAUCUCUCAAUCAUGUCUAAGAAGAGACAAAUCCCAAUCCAAUCACCCCCACCAACCCCUCCAACCCCACAAUCCUUAACCUCCAAAAGACCCAAAACCCUCCUCAAAUCCCCCAACUGGGUCCCCCUCAACCUCACCCAGUCUGAGCUCUCCCUCCCCCUCACCUUCCCCACCGGCCAAACUUUCCGGUGGAGACAAACCGGCCCUCUUCAGUACACCGGCGUCAUUGGCUCCCACCUCAUCUCCCUUCAGCACCUCCAAAACGGCGACGUUUCCUACUGCCUCCACCACUCCUCCUCAACUCCCAAAUCCAAUGCCGAGUCGGCUCUCCUCGAUUUUCUCAACAUGGGUAUCUCCCUCGCCGGAAUUUGGGAGGUCUUUUCGGCUUCCGAUUCGCGGUUUGCUGAGCUGGCUACACACUUGGCCGGUGCAAGAGUGCUCCGACAAGACCCACUUGAGUGUUUGGUUCAGUUUCUGUGUUCCUCAAACAACAACAUUGCUAGAAUCACCAAAAUGGUGGACUUUGUGUCUUCGUUGGGGACCCACUUGGGUUCUGUCGCAGGUUUUGAGUUCCAUCAGUUUCCAUCAUUGGAUCGGUUGUCAAUGGUCUCGGAACAAGAGCUCAGAGAAGCCGGUUUCGGUUACAGGGCCAAGUACUUGACUGGUACUGUGAAGGCGCUGCGGGCGAAACCUGGGGGAGGUGAAGAGUGGCUCUUGAAUCUUCGGAAACUUGGACUUGAAGAAGUGAUUGAGGCUCUUACCACAUUGCCUGGAGUUGGUCCGAAGGUGGCGGCAUGUAUUGCUCUUUUUUCGCUGGAUCAACAUGAUGCCAUUCCUGUUGAUACGCAUGUGUGGAAGAUUGCUACAAGAUACCUCAUACCUGAGCUAGCAGGAGCUCGUCUGACACCAAAGCUCUGCAGCCGUGUGGCGGAGGCUUUUGUAAGUAAAUAUGGGAAAUAUGCUGGAUGGGCUCAAACUCUGCUGUUUGUUGCUGAAUUGCCUUCACAAAAAGCUCUACUGCCGCCCCAUUUCUCAAAUGCCAAAGAGAGUAAAUCUACCAAGGGAAAGGGCCGCUAAGAUCAGGCUGUAGCAGAUGCUUCAAAUAGUGAAUAACAGACCUAAUAUCGUAUACACAUGAUACUACAAUCUGGAGCCACACUUGGUUUAGUAGAAUUGCUUGUUCAGCAAAUGGCAUCUCAGUUGCACGGCCUAUAAUAUGAAGCCCCAAUUUUGAAGCUCAGUAUUCACGGGGCUUUCUCCAGAAUUAUCAGCUCCUCGCAUAUCAGGAUUCUUAAAGAUGACUGAAAGUAGUAUCUGGACUGCUGGUUGGAAAUGAGUCGCAAAUUAUUGCCUUUGCUCUUACGUUUGUAUCACAACCACUGAACCAAUAUCUCCAUUGCAGUAGCCAUAUUCUUGUGGGAAUCACUCAGGAAUUGGAAAACCUCAUUGUACCCUCACCCAAGAUUAUUAGUAUCAACAUAUUUUUGAAUCUAGGUACGUUCGUGUAUAUACUUGCGCAGCUGUAAUGUGGCCAUUCUCAGACAUAGAUUGAAUUGGCUCAGGUUACAGGAUCUAUCUAACCAUCCCGAUCGUUGAUCCCAUGAUACAUGAUUUAUUAAGUUCUCAUUG
This is a messenger RNA of Argentina anserina (silverweed cinquefoil), 1737 nucleotides long. Its product is annotated as N-glycosylase/DNA lyase OGG1. The record is from RefSeq and is a predicted model, not a curated record. The transcript has 3 exons. Gene Ontology annotation, molecular function: 8-oxo-7,8-dihydroguanine DNA N-glycosylase activity; damaged DNA binding. Gene Ontology annotation, biological process: base-excision repair; base-excision repair, AP site formation; nucleotide-excision repair. Bases 88 to 1185 code for a protein of 365 amino acids. Gene Ontology annotation, cellular component: nucleus. Lineage: Eukaryota; Viridiplantae; Streptophyta; Magnoliopsida; Rosales; Rosaceae.